Molecule: messenger RNA, 2346 nt
Organism: Hirsutella rhossiliensis
Lineage: Eukaryota; Fungi; Ascomycota; Sordariomycetes; Hypocreales; Ophiocordycipitaceae
Product: wyosine base formation domain-containing protein
Exons: 2
Coding region: 1-2346 (781 amino acids)
Biological process (GO): wybutosine biosynthetic process
Molecular function (GO): 4 iron, 4 sulfur cluster binding; catalytic activity; FMN binding
Source: RefSeq, a predicted model, not a curated record
AUGGAGACUCCUAGCUGGCUGCCGAGUUUCCUGCCUGGCACUGCCAUUGACGACCUGGUCGGAGUCUGGCACGCUCACCGGACGUCGCUUAUCCUCUGCGCAUUCUUCGUGCUCGUUUCGAUUCGGAUCCUGCUGUACCGACACGAUGAAAAGGUGGAACUCAUCACCCUCAAGCAUAUUUAUCAUGAAAACGAGCCACGUACGGCCUCGGCGCAAUCCAUCAGCACCCCCCCCGAAAAGACAACCGCCACCAAAUCCAACGGCCCACGAAGAAUAAAGGGUGGCCUUGCCAAGAAACCUGAAAGAGAGCAUGUCGACCUGACGCGUCCGAUCAAGCUCGUGGUCUUCUUCUCAUCCGUUACGACCAAGACCGACAAGAUUGCUCGCGAGUACCUGACCAGUCUAGACAAGGCCGCCCAAGAGCUGUCCCUGGAGACAAACCGCCAGUUCCAAAACCCCGAGCUGCACGAUCUCUCGGAAAUUGAUUUUGAAGACUUUUUUGUUUCACCCCCAAAGUCUCCCGACAAUGCCUGCUUAUUUUACCUCUUCCUCAUCCCGAGCUACAACAUCGACACCAUCAACGACACCCUGCUGCAACACAUGGAAGAGACUCACCAUGACUUCCGCAUCGACACGGCGCCUCUUGCGUCUCUGUUUGGAUAUUCGGUCUUUGGCUUCGGGGACAAGGAGGGCUGGCCCAACGAGGCAGAGGGGUUCUGCUUCCAGGCAAAGGAACUGGACAAGUGGAUGUCAAAGCUGACCGGGCGAAAACGAGCCUAUCCCGUCGGCAUGGGCGACAUGACGGACGACCACGCACAGCGGUUCGCUGAAUGGGCAGCCGGUAUCCGAGAGGUCGUCUGCCACUUCGCAAGAAAUGCAAAUCUGGGUGAGGGCGUCCGCGGAAGCGGAGACGCUGUUGAGAGCGACGAAGAAGACGGGGCGGAUGAGGAUGAUGAAGAGGGGCUCGAGGACGGCCAGAGCAGUGAGGAGCAGACAACAUCCAGGGCAUUGGAUGACGUUGAAGACCUGGGCAAGAUGCUGCGCACGACCAAAGACGGUGAAAACACCGGGAAUCCAAGGGCCCCGCUGGCUGUCGACUUCACCACAUCCGGCUCGUCGACAAAGAAGAAGACUCAGGCCCAGCCCCCGGUCGUCAAGGAGAUGGUGGCAAAGAACUCUCCCACAUACGCAGCUCUGACAAAGCAGGGCUACUCAAUUGUUGGGUCCCACUCCGGCGUCAAGAUCUGCCGCUGGACCAAGUCGGCGCUGCGAGGACGCGGCAGCUGCUACAAGUAUUCGCUGUACGGAAUCAACUCGCAUCAGUGCAUGGAAACAACACCGUCUCUGUCCUGCUCCAACAAAUGCGUCUUCUGCUGGAGGCACGGCACGAACCCAGUCGGGACGACGUGGCGCUGGGUCGUGGACCCGCCUGAGAUGAUCUUCGAGGGCGUCAAGGAGAACCACUACAAGAAGAUCAAGAUGAUGCGCGGGGUGCCCGGCGUCCGCGCAGAGAGAUUUGCCGAGGCCUUGAGGAUACGGCACUGCGCGCUAUCGCUGGUGGGGGAGCCCAUCUUCUACCCGCACAUCAACGAGUUUCUGGCUCUCUUGCAUGCCGAACGAAUCUCGUCGUUUCUCGUCUGCAAUGCGCAGCAUCCAGAUCAGCUGGCCGCGCUCAAGGCCGUCACGCAGCUGUACGUGUCCAUCGACGCGUCCAAUCGGGAGUCUCUCCGCAAGAUCGACAGGCCGCUUCACCGAGACUUCUGGGAACGGUUUCAGAGGUGCCUCGAUAUCCUGCGAGAAAAGCGCUUCCGGCACCGCACCGUGUUCCGCCUGACCCUCGUCAAGGGAUUCAACGUGGAGGAUGAGGCCGAGGGAUACGCCCAGCUGGUGGAGCGGGGCCUGCCUUGCUUCGUCGAGGUCAAGGGUGUCACGUACUGCGGCACUUCGACGUCGAGCAACGCCGGGCUGAGCAUGUCCAACGUGCCCUUUUACUGGGAGGUGUGCGAGUUCGUCAAGGCCUUGGAAAAGCGGCUCGUCGCCAAGGGCCUCAAGUACGGAAUUGCCGCUGAACACGCCCAUAGCUGCUGCAUCCUCCUGGCCAGCGAGCGGUUCAAGGUAGAUGGGAGAUGGCACACUCACAUUGACUACAAAAGAUUCUUCGAGCUGCUCGAGGAAAGGGGCCCGGAUGGCGAGUGGACGCCGGAAGACUACAUGGGGGAGCCGACGCCGGAGUGGGCUCUGUGGGGGAACGGCGGCUUUGAUCCUCGCGACCAAAGAGUGGAUCGCAAGGGGCGAGAGAUUGAGAACACGGUGGUACGCGAGCAGCCGCCGGGCGAGGUAUGGUAG